CUGACCCGUUACUAUGGUGUCUAGAUAUGCAGAGCAUUUAUAGGACGUGAGAGCCAUUAAGGGGGGGAACUACAUUUCCCAGAGUGCACCAGGACGCAGCGACGUUUUUUUACGCUGCUGCUUUGCCCAUCGUGGAGAAUUGCCCAGCAUCUCCUGACGGGGAGCAGCCUAACGCCAAGCAAAAUGCACUGAAAUUACACCAUUUCUAUUUGAUUUUUCUUUGCAAUGAAAGAGAAGGUGCGGAACAAUGUAGCUGUCGCCGUGAGCCGUGCCGGACUACGGGCCAUUAAUGUGAGAUAAAAUGCGGAAUCUGUUUAUCCGGAGCUGUUAAUCCAGAGAAAAUACAUAUUUAUAGAAAUAAAGAAAAUGAAGAAACAAUUUAACCGAAUGCGACAGCUCGCCAACCAGACUGUUGGCAGGGCAGAAAAAACUGAAGUAUUAAGUGAAGAUCUACUACAGGUGGAGAAGCGCCUGGAUUUGGUAAAGCAGGUCUCCCACAGCACACAUAAGAAGCUCACAGCCUGCCUGCAGGGACAGCAAGGGGCUGAUGUGGAGAAGAGAUCAGUCAAAUCACCUUCGAAAAAGUUGCCCCUGACCACACUGGCUCAGUGUAUGGUAGAGGGAGCUGCGGUAUUAGGGGAUGAUUCCCUGCUGGGUAAGAUGCUGAAGCUAUGUGGAGAAACAGAAGAGAAGCUGGCCCAGGAGCUCAUUGUCUUUGAGCUCCAAAUGGAGAGAGAUGUCGUCGAACCUCUCUAUGUUUUGGCCGAGGUGGAUAUUCCCAACAUUCAGAAACAGAGGAAGCAUCUAGCCAAGCUUGUUUUGGACAUGGAUUCGGCACGAACAAGAUGGCAGCAGUCAUGCAAGUCCUCCAGUCACCCCAGCAAUCUUACCCCAGGAGGGGCCAAAGCCGAUGCGCUCCGAGAGGAGAUGGAAGAGACAGCCAAUCGCAUGGAGAUCUGCAGGGAUCAGUUGUCAGCAGAUAUGUACAACUUUGUGGCCAAAGAAAUAGACUAUGCAAACACCUUUCAGACGCUUAUAGAGAUUCAAGCAGAGUAUCACAAGAAGUCUCUGGAGAUUCUGCAGAGUGUGCUGCCACAGAUCAAAGCUCACCAGGAGGCUUGGAUAGAAAAGCCAUCUUAUGGCAAGCCUUUAGAGGAGCAUCUGACCCUCAGUGGCAGAGAGAUAGCCUUUCCCAUUGAAGCAUGUGUCACCAUGCUGCUGGAAUGCGGAAUGCAAGAGGAGGGUUUGUUUCGUGUGGCCCCUUCAGCAUCCAAGCUGAAGAAGCUAAAAGCAUCUCUGGAUUGCGGCGUUCUGGAUGUGCAGGAGUAUUCUGCAGAUCCACAUGCUAUAGCGGGAGCUCUAAAGUCAUAUCUCCGCGAACUUCCCGAACCUAUAAUGACCUCUCAACUCUAUGAUGAGUGGAUUCAGGCUUCGAACAUUCAAGAUAUGGACAAGAGACUCCAAACCCUCCUGGCUGCAUGUGAGAAACUUCCAAUAGCCAAUUUAAACAACUUUAGAUACUUGAUUAAAUUCCUGUACAAGCUUACAGAGUUCCAGGAUGCCAACAAAAUGACUCCUGGUAACAUUGCAAUAGUGUUGGGACCCAAUUUGCUUUGGACGCAUUCUGAAGCGAACAUGACAGAAAUGAUGACUACAGUGUCUCUGCAAAUCGUUGGGAUUAUUGAACCGAUCAUCCAGCAUGCUGACUGGUUCUUUCCAGGGGAUAUUGAGUUCAAUCUGACAGGCAGCUACGGUAGCCCCAUCCACACCAACCACAACUCUAACUACAGCUCCAUGCCCUCGCCAGACAUGGACCAAUCAGAUCGUAAGCAGUCACACGAUCAAGGCCGACGCCCCCUCAGUGUUGCCACUGACAACAUGAUGCUGGAGUUCUACAAAAAAGAUGGCAUUAGGAAAAUACAAAGUAUGGGAGUUAGAGUGAUGGACACAUCCUGGGUGAAGGGGAAAGGUGCAUCCACACUUGUUAGAAAAGCCUCGUCCACCCCUCCUAGUGCCCAGCCGCCUGGAUCUCCUGCUGACACACUAAUAACUGAGCAGCCUGGAGAGCUGAACACAUCCCCCAUUCCCACCCCUCCUCCGGUAGACAGGGCUAGCUCCAACGAGGUGUCACCCCACCGUCCGGACCCCUCUCAUGCCCAUGCGCCCCACGGGGAGGAGCGGCCGCCCCCUCCUUACCCUUCCUCCUCCACCACCUCCCAUGCCCCUCACCACUUCUAUCCCAAACCCCCUCCCUGUGCACGGCCAGUGGCCCCAGGGCCUGAGUCACAGCCCCCUGAUUCCCCCCCUUCCCAAUUACGCUGGUCCGGCUAUGGCCCUCCUCAACCCCAGGCACCCACUUCUUCCUCAUCUUCCUCUUCUUCCUCUUCUUCUCUUGACAUUAACUCCAAUCCCAAGCCCAGCUGCCUGCACUUUCCCAAACAUGGCCCAGCAUGUGAGCUUCCAGACGUGAACACCUCCCCUCUAUACGUUAAAACACCCCUCAUUUUGACCCGCAACGAGGUGGCCCUUGGAAAUCCCCCUAGCCUUCCCACAUCUGGCCCCCCUCCAUGGGCUGCCUGUCCAUGUGCCCGCGAACGAGGACCCCCCAGGCUGUCUAGCACUAUGAAGAGCAAGGAGCUCUCACCUGUGAUUGGCCAUAAGGCCAUGCAGGCAGCAGGACAGCCAGCACCUCCUGUCGGUCAACAAAGCAACAGCCAAUCACCACACUCAGCUGAGCACAGCCCCCACACUCUGCAUAGAGCCUCGAAGAAGCUGGCCCCUGUGCCACCCAAGGUUCCUUACGGCCAGUCAGGGGCGAUGUCCGACCAGUCCACAGGUCAGCCGUCCCCGGUCAGCCUGUCCCCUACUCCCCCAAGCACCCCGUCCCCAUAUGGCCUGGGCUGUGCCCCGGGGCAUGUGCCCCCUACCUCUCCUGGGCAGGGCCCGCUAGGCACAUCCCACUCUCUCCUGUCCUCUCCCCCAUCUCUGACUGGCACACUCAACAAGUCGCGGCCCGCCCCCAAACCGCGACAAAGACCAAGUCUGCCCCCUCCACAGCCACCCACUAUCCCCCCCAGUGUCCCCCAGCCAAUGGAACAGGGCCUGCUGGACGGAUUGUCCCCCGGGGAGAGCAUGUCCACAGCAGAUCUCUUCAGUUUGGAAAUCCCCUCCAUCAAUGUCAAUCUGGACAGCCUGCUCGACGAGUUCAGGGUGGGGGUGCCGUGCCGGAGCUCCCUGGCCGUGGCUGACUCUCCUGAGGGGGAACGCAUGAUUGAGGAGGAGUCACAGAGCACCACGCUGUAACCCCAGAGCCCAGCCAGUGGCUGCCUAGCCCUGCCGAGCUCCCCCACCUUCAGCUGAGGUCCUAUUAGCAACCAGGCCAUCAUCAACCUCACCUGCCCCACCCUCUCCACCGGAGCUGGACCCCCAACCCAACACAAACACAUAUGCCUUCUCUAACCUUCACAUGUAUCAGUGACUAAUCAGAACAUCACCUCCUCUUUUCACAUAUAAGUAGAUAUGGUAUGUGAUUACAUCUUCACAAGCUGUGCCAUAGCAAUGAAAAGCAAUGGAAGACUAUAAGAAUGUUGCAGAAUUUAUUGUGUUGUGAAAAAUGUGCCACGUUACACAUUUACGUUUUUCUCUGUUUGACUCUGUUGUUUUGCCUUAUUAGAGCCUGCAGAUAAUUUGCAAUACAAUGGCAUAGAGGGGUUUUGUUGACUCCAAAGGAACAUUAUAUUUAUGUGUGCUGAAAGCAUGAGAUCAAAAUGUCAAAGGGUAAUAUUUAUUCAUUUUCUUUAUAUUCUGAGUUGGUAGGCAGGUUUCAUUUCUUGUAAAUGAACUGAAGUCACAAAGCAUGUAACUUUAUUUAGGUCCAGUUUUACAAUGUUGAGGCCUUGGCUUUCUUGCUCCUGUCCUCUCACUUUCUCUUAUUCUCUCUCUCUCUCUCUCUCUCUCUCUCUCUCUCUCUCUCUCUCUCUCUCUCUCUUUCUCUCGCUUUCCCAGUCUCCUGCCUUCUCUCUAUAUGUGUAUCAGUCUCUCAGACAAACAUAUGCCUAUAUACACACAACACUGCUUUGGCAUAGACAGCAUCAUGACAAUAUUUCUAUUUAAGUGUCUAUACGUGCACAGAUCAAAUCAAGCACAUUAUGAAAAUAUUCUGAGAUGUUUGUAAUACACUACUAAUCUGUGAAACAAGAAAAGUUCAUAGUAAACGUUUUGCCUCACUGUCCUUAUACUUGAUGGGACAUGUCAGUGGUACAUGUAUACUCUUCACACUUUUAAUGCCAGCUGUAAAACAAAUUGGUUCUGCUGUAAAGAGAAGUGAAACCAUUAAGACAUUUUGUGCCUCCCAUUCUGACUUUGUUAUCAGGACAAGUGUAAUGACAGGUUUCUUGUUUGUGUAAAUACAAAGAAUGUACAUAUUGAUCUGUAGAUACUUGUUAAUGAGAGGACAAAUGUAAAGGCAAAUAUGAAUUAUAUAUUCAUAUGUGUUACAUGCCAUAUUUACCUUGUAUAGAGAUAAUGUUCUAUGGAAAUUUAGUAUUAUUUUGUCCCUGAAUAUUUGUCGCCAGAUUACACACAGAUUUAGUGAGCUCUUGCACUUUUGUAAGCCAUGAACAUUAACUGUAAAGUGACAAAUGGAGAUAUGUCAAAGGCCUAAAUGGAGUCUAACCCGCAAAAUCUGAACUUGCAUUUACUGACCUUGUAUUUGGAUAUGGGGCAGUUCCACAAAGUUACAAAUAAUGUUGACCAGCGUUACGCGUAAUAAUAGCUUUACCAAACUAUAAACAAGAACUUUCCAGAUUGUUUACGUUAUUAUAAAUGCCAGGGAAACCUGCAUCCUUUUUUGGUGCUUGGGUCAUUUUAAGGCACAUCAGAACAGAAAACAAGAUAAAAAAUACCCGAAUGCAACAGACGAAAGCAUGUCAUUUGUAGUCAUAUAUUUUGUCAUUUUGUAGUCACUAAAGAUGUUCUCUUGCCUUUCUUCUCCUCCACCUGGAUGGCUUCUGCCACAUUAUAGGGCCUUUGCUUUCUUAUAAGGACUUCCCUUUUAAAGGUAUCACACCAGGACUCAUUUUCAGACCAACAGUAUCAAAACGAUCAGGCUGUUUUUCCAUGAUUUAACAUCUUGCUGCCUUCUCCCUGAAACAAUCCAAUCUGAAGCUAUAGCCAAAAGAAGGCUGGACAAUGGGUUAGAAGUGCCAUCUGUUCAGUAGACUCAGAAACCAACAGAUGCUGUAGUUUGUCAUGUCUGACUUACUUGAAAGCAGGUGGAACACAAAUAGGGCCAGAGAAAGUGCAAUUACACUACAUUCUAUUGUUAACCUCACAGAGAAGUGGCCAUGAGAGCCAUGCUUUUUAAUCUUACCAAGAGACUGACUCUGAAGCAAUCCUAAAUGUCAUGGCUUUCAUUGUGUUUUUGGGGGGUUUUGUUUGUUUUCUUGGAGGUUUUAUUAUUUUUUAAGCAUUAAUAUACUUCAGGGACAAGAGGACUUCUUUGCUGAAAUAUAUGGUAUGCCUCAGUGUGCAUUCUCAAUUACUUCUACUAUGAUGGUUAUUGGUGACUGAGUACUAUUUUAAUAGUUGUAGUGAUUAUACAAUGAUAAUUGCAAGUGCCCUCACAAUAGAUAUUUAUGAAGUCUUGAAGCCAGUGGCGAGUUUGUGUAUAUUUGAGGGAUUUUACAUUUUUUGUGAUGGUUUCUUCAGUGUUUUAUGGAGAGGCAGGUGUGCAUUCGAAAUAAUUGAGUGUUGACUGAAUGUAAUUGAACUUUUACAAUGACCUGCAAAAAGGUAAAGGCUCUGUCAAUACCUUAUGGCAGCUGCAAUAGACGCAUGGUUUGUUAUUUUAUUCAGGUGACUCUUUGCUUUUAAUCUGCCGCUUUAGACAGUCACUUUGAAAACUUGCAUUAAUGUUAGGGGAUUAAGGGACGGGAUUUGGAUGUGAAUGCACUCAUCUGUAUGUUGUAAUCAUACAGUUCAUAGCAAUCCAUUCCUGAGGACAUAUCACGCUUCUCUCACCUUUUUCAUGCAGCUGCUAUAAUUGUUAGUCUUGAAUUCACCAAGGGCCAUGGGGAAUACUGACAUACAGUCAUUUUUACAUAACCAUAAAACAGGAUUUUAUUUUAUCUCAGUUCAUUCUUUAUCAAAUAAAAUAGCUUAUUUGUUAAUUCAGGUGCUUCUGUGCAAGUUUAAGUUUACAAAUUCAUGUUUCUUUGUUAAAUUAGAUUUUACUUCUAUUAAUAAAAUAAAAAUGCCAUAACACAAGAGACAAAAGAAAGACAUGUUUAACAUAUAUAACCAUCAUAUGUUUAAUCCCCUUAAAAGCUGUUGGUUGACAUUGCAGAAUGUGGAUGUGACAAUGCAAUGCAUGCAUUUAGUCUCUUCAGAUACUUCAUGAUUCCUGUUUCUUCAAUUUCUUUUAAGACUCUUAAAUGUUAUCACUAAACAGGGGAGAGGGUAAAAAAAAGCAAGUGUGUGAACAGCUGGUUAAAGCAGUGUCAUGAAUUUAUGUACAAAUGCAGUGCCCAUUGUACAGCCUCUCCCCUGCAUUCACAACUUCUGUACAAACUUUGCCUGUAUGUCACUCCCCUCCCUCUCCCCUCCUAUCCCUCAGCUUAGCAUAUCAGUGGAACAACACAGUCUGUACUGUGAAGCCUACCGCAAUCCUGAUCAGAAUGUCAGAUAUAGAUAUCUAUAUUAAACUCUACAUUUUUAAUA
Molecule: messenger RNA, 6720 nt
Organism: Silurus meridionalis
Lineage: Eukaryota; Metazoa; Chordata; Actinopteri; Siluriformes; Siluridae
Gene: arhgap44a
Product: Rho GTPase activating protein 44a
Exons: 22
Coding region: 367-3303 (978 amino acids)
Biological process (GO): regulation of actin cytoskeleton organization; regulation of dendritic spine morphogenesis; negative regulation of Rac protein signal transduction
Cellular component (GO): presynaptic active zone; leading edge membrane; cytoplasm
Molecular function (GO): protein binding; GTPase activator activity
Source: RefSeq, a predicted model, not a curated record